GGCGAGGCGGGCGCUGGCGGUGGGGGCUGCCGGGGCGCCGGGGGCGGCGGGGCGGCGCGGCGGGCACCGGGCGCGGGCAGAGCUGCGGGCACCAGCGACGCCGGUGUCGCCGCCGCCGCCGCCACCACCACCACUACCACCGGGCGGAUCCGCGCUUCUGCCGGAGCUUCUUUUCGUCGCUUUACUUUCGCGGCCCGGAGCAGGGACAUUAUGCCGAAGAGAAAGUCUCCAGAGGGUGCUGAAGGCAAGGAUGCAGCAAAAGUAACUAAACAAGAGCCCACAAGACGAUCAGCAAGAUUGUCAGCUAAACCUGCUCCGCCAAAACCUGAACCCAAACCAAGGAAAACCACGAAGAAGGAACCUGGGACAAAGGCCAACAAAGGUGCUAAAGGGAAGAAGGAUGAAAAGCAAGAAGCUGCAAAGGAAGGUACUACACCAUCUGAAAAUGGUGACAAUAAAGCUGAAGAGAUUCGCAUCUCUCGCUCAACUGUUAGUGUUUCAACAUCCAGAGGUGCCCCACCCAGCACACUGUCAGUAAAAGGGCAGAUUGAAACAGUGAAAGUUAAGGGUACGGUAGAGCAUUCAGCAUGUGUGCAGUGAAUAGAAACAGAUAGUAGUGUGGUGCUUUUCAGUGUGAACAAUGGAAGCUGACAGGCUCAGAAAACUGAAUCUGUAGGUGACAAGAAUGAAUGAAAUAUCAUGAAAAUUUUGGGUUGAUUUUAUGUACCUCUUGGACAACUUUUAAAAGAUAUUUUUAUCAAGUAUUUUGUAAAUGCUAAUUUUUUUAGGACUAUGAUAGUUGACAUAUUAAACUGUAUAUGAACAUUUCCCUUCUCAUAACAGUGCUUUUAGAAAUUCCCAUUGUUGCCAAGUAAUAUAAAUAUCAACUUAAUAUUGCAAGGUAUGUGUAAAAUUGGAUCAGCAUUCCAUACACUUGCUUUAAGAAAUUAAGUCUUGUGCAUAUGGUGAUGUUUUUACUGUGCGUAUUUGAAUUUUUCAUGCAGUUUUUCUAGAGCAAUAAUCAGUGGUGCUUUUGUACUUAGGGUUUAUGUGAUUUUAAUGAAACAUGGAUAGAUGUGGCCACCUGCUGACUAUUUUGGGUUCUUUUAAUGGAUUAAAAUAAAAGGUCUCCUUGCCUGCAAAACUACAGCCUCCUAAUGUUUUCUCUAGAUCUGAGGAAUGCCUUACUCAUAUUUUCAACUGUUACAAGGAAGACUAAAUGAUUUGGCAACAAUUGUUUUGCAUGCAGUCUGUUUGCUUUUUUGCUGAUGUCUGAUUAAAAAAUACCCACACAGGAGUAGGAGGCUGGGAUUUUCUGUGGCCCACAACUUAAGGGACUUAUAGAUACAUUCUUCAUAGAUACAUUCUUCAGAUAUGCUGUCACAGGGUGAGUAGAGUUGCCAUACUCUAUCAGGAUAUUGUGUCUGUAAUGAGCUAUCAAUACAGAAUGAAUUGCUUGAUUGAUAGGGACGUACAGUAACUUAAAAGUAGCUUUGUUUUUUCCCCACGCUCUUUUCAUUCAUUUGCAUCGUACUCUGUGGAAACCUUUCUUUCUAUCUGCAGCCUCAAAUUUAAUAUAAAUAGUAAUUGCUGUUCUGCUUCAGCUGAGGACAGUUGUUAAUACAUUGAAAUCGCUGUUAAACAGCGCUAUAUAUUUGGUACCUGGUAGAAAUGGAACAAUGAAAGUUAUUUUUGAGGUGAUUGUGGUGAUAUGGUAGAUUAGCUAAUGAUUUUUUUAGUGUCCAUGUUUCAAUUCUGCAGCUCAUUCUAAGCACCUUUUAUAAUUUUUCUCCUUCUCUUUUCUCUAGGGGCCCUGGUAUUUCUAUUGUUACUUCUGGGAUGGGAGGGGUGAGAGAAAAGAUGUUCCCUGUUCUUCAGUAACAUUGAUUUGUAUUGCUCAAGUGGUGGCCAUUAUGUCUGAGGAUAUCUUUUGCUUGUUUAAGUCAAUAAAUAAAUGACUGUUGCCUGA
Aquila chrysaetos chrysaetos is the source of this 1969-nucleotide messenger RNA. RefSeq names its product high mobility group nucleosomal binding domain 3 (gene HMGN3). Gene Ontology annotation, biological process: chromatin organization. The record is from RefSeq and is a predicted model, not a curated record. Gene Ontology annotation, cellular component: chromatin; nucleus. The transcript is spliced from 7 exons. Gene Ontology annotation, molecular function: nucleosomal DNA binding. Bases 211 to 600 code for a protein of 129 amino acids. Lineage: Eukaryota; Metazoa; Chordata; Aves; Accipitriformes; Accipitridae.